Molecule: messenger RNA, 519 nt
Organism: Drosophila mauritiana
Lineage: Eukaryota; Metazoa; Arthropoda; Insecta; Diptera; Drosophilidae
Product: leucine-rich repeat extensin-like protein 3
Exons: 1
Coding region: 66-389 (107 amino acids)
Source: RefSeq, a predicted model, not a curated record
AAAAGCAGCCAAAGGCAUUCACUUCCCCCACUGAGGAUACAAUACUUGGAUAGUUUCUGAAGAAAAUGCCGUACUACGAGGAGGAGCGUCGCCAUCACCAUCAUCACCAUCACCAUGGCAGGCCAAUUGUGGAGGUGGACAUUGUGCCGCCUAGGAUUCCGCGCCCAGUGAUUGAGAUCGGACUGGGCGGGCGCUAUCCACCACCACCGCCCAGGGUGGAGGUCAUCACACCAGCUGCCGUCUAUCAGCCGCCGCCACCGCGACCCAUUAUCGAGGUGGAUGUGGUGCCACCAAGAGCCCCCUUCAUCGAGUUCAACAUCGGCGGUCGGCGCCCCCCUCCCAGGGAAGAGGUCAUCAUUGUCCAGCAGCCCCCACCGCCCAGGUGGUAGGCGUGGUCUCAAUCUGACCGUCGAACAACAACGAAGUGAACAACUCUAAAAAUAUUUAUUAAACUUCCUGUAUUUCUGCAAAUCGAAACUAUAAACUUACCUUUUACAAAACAUAAGCCCUUGUAUAAUA